Messenger RNA from Trypanosoma grayi, 2103 nucleotides. RefSeq lists its product as hypothetical. NCBI's taxonomy places the organism in Eukaryota, Euglenozoa, Kinetoplastea, Trypanosomatida, Trypanosomatidae. Gene Ontology annotation, cellular component: cell cortex of cell tip. Gene Ontology annotation, molecular function: protein binding. The transcript has a single exon. Gene Ontology annotation, biological process: protein homooligomerization. The coding region runs from base 1 to 2103 and encodes 700 amino acids. The record is from RefSeq and is a predicted model, not a curated record.
AUGAGCGGUGGCUUUCCACCCUAUGAGGCGCCUGAUCUCUUUGACGCCGAUGGUGUGGCACUCGUAGUCGAAGAAGAACAUCAGCAGGAGUGGUUCGGUAGCUCCUCUAUGGCCAACAACAACAACGCAGAAGAAAUGGAAGUUGAAGGAGAGGCUGGUGGCUAUGAUGGCCAAGACAAUAGUAAUGGAGGCGGUGUUGAUUUUGAUUUGGGCUUGUUGUGCCAAUCAUACGUGCAGUUGCAACGUGCAGCAGAAGCAUACCUCCGAACAGGCCAUGCUGCUUUGACGCGGCUGCAGCAGAAGCGCCAGAGAGAAGAGCAGUAUGAACGCUCACUGCGUUGUCGAGCGGAGUUUAUUGCAUCCACCGCAUUAUCGCCGAACAUCAAGCUGAACAUCGGUGGUAUGCGCUUUCACGUGCAACGUGACACUCUCUUGCAGUUUUCCAAGUACUCCAUGACGCUUUUUGACUUUCUCGAUGGUGAGAAGUUUAUAGUGCAGAAAGAUGAAUUUGGUUACGUCUUUGUGGAUCGUGACCCGUGGCUGUUCCGUGAGCUUCUCUUCCUGCUGCGUGAGCGGCGGGAGCGGAUAGCGAUGGUUGGACAAGGUCCGCCGCUGUUGCAGGGCGGUGUGGAGUAUGAACGGCUCGCGCGGCUGCCGCUGGCUGAGCAAAAGCGGGUCAUGGAGGAGGCGCGGUACUAUGGACUCAAUGAGUUAGUCGCGGAGCUGCAAGUGAAGCGGCACCAGUGGCAAAAGUGUGUGUUCAUGCCAGCAUCUGCUGUUGGUUGUGCAACUAGUGGUGAUGUUAUUAGUCAUAGUAGUCUAGAUGGAGACGUCCUAUUGCACCGUGGUGAGGAGGGUUGGCUGCGGCCACCAGAGGCCUGCUGCUUCGCCGCGUGUGUGCGUCUACAUGAUAGUGUGUACCUCUUUGGGGGGUGUGGAGAGCAGGAGGUGAUUAUUGAUUCCUUAUACCGACUCCAGCUCGAUCGCAACAGUUCGGAGGAGUGUAGUGAGACACAGCAAGAACAUGAAGAAGGACAGGCCAACAGUGGCUUGGGUGCCGCGAGUAUUCAGUGUGUUCGAUUCGAUAAGAUGGAACCGUUUGUCGAUGAUGUGGGGCAAACAACACCAGCUGUACCUGGUGCGCGUUCAGGGCACGCAAUGGUGACUUUUCAAGGAAGGUAUCUUCUGCUGUUCUACGGUAAUAAUCUUUCCUCUCACCUGAAGGAUGUAUGGGUGUACCACGCCGCGCGUAAUGUCUGGUCGCCUGUGAAGCUACGUGGAUCCCCUGUGGAGCCACGCUCUGGUCACACAGUAACGGUUGUACGCGAUCGCCUGUACCUCAUUGGCGGCAAAACCCUCUUUGGAUCGAUGAGGCGUCUCCUUGCGGAGGUCUUCGAAGGGCGCUUUGACGCGGGGCGGCAGGAGCUCACAUGGCGCCUCGUAUCAUGGCAGCAGCAGCAACAACAGCCGUCAUCGUACAUGAGCCGAUUCGCGGUGGCUGAGAGUGAUGAUGAGGAAGGGGAGGGACCCUGCAGCCUCCCACCAACGGCGUAUCAUAGCUCUGUGGAGUACGGUGGGCGUUACGUGAUCCUGUUUGGGGGACUCCGUGAGCCUCCCAACAGACACCGCGACGGUAGGGAGGGACAGCGGAACAGUAUGACACCCGGUGCUGCUGCUGCUGAUAUUUCUGCUACGCCAACGGAAGGUGGGGUGCCGCUUUGUGUGUACAAAUUCGAUACGCUUGAAUGUACGUGGUGUCGCCUGUGCACUUCGUUAGACUCGUCAAGCCUCGCGUGGUCAGACAUUCCGAAAUCUGGCCAUAUCGCUGUAAGAUGUCAUAGUGAUAUGUAUGUGAUGGGUUCAUAUGCAUUGCAGCAACAGCAAGAGCUGAGUCUGCUCCAAUUGUCACUACAGUCGCUUGUCUGGCGACGGAUACAAACAACAGUGGCGCCAACGCAAAGUCCCCCAUGCGGGAGGGCGGCGCCUUGUGGUGUGUUGUUGCCAUCGUCAGCCUACAGUCUGCGUCCUGUGAUUCUGUUGUACGGUGGAUAUAACGUGGAGUUGAGACAAUACUUUAAUGAUGCCUACAUCGUCACUUUGUGA